AUGAGCAAAUACGACGAUGCUCAAGCUGCAGCACAUGAGAAGGCGAAGUCCAUGGAAGAGCAGGUCGAGCAGCAGAAGGAGAUGCUAAACAGCACAAAGGAGAUGACUGACGAGCUGAAGCUCUCUAUCGACACUUUGGGAACUUCCUUGACAGCAUUCAUUCCCUCUUUCAACGAGGCUACCGAGAAGAUCUCCGAGGACUCGAAGACUAUUUUCGAGAAGGUCGAAGGUGCUAUGCUCAAGAUGGAUGAGCACAACGACGGCCUGAAGACUGAACAUCAGAUUACUCGUGACGAGAUAGUCAAGGUUGUUGAGGCUAUUGCUCUUCUCCAAGGAGAGUCGAAUGAGUACAACCCUCAAUUUUCCAUGUCUCUCAAGGAGCUUCAAGCUCUUGUCAGCGCUCACUACGAGUACUCCCAGCAGCUCGCUGCGACCGCUGAGGAACAGGCCAGGACGGUCUAUGACACCAUUCGUACCGCCACUGAGGAAUCGAAGACUCACAUCGAAGGUCUCUUUGCUGAGAAUCUCAAGAACCACUUCUCUGAGAACCUCAGUGCACAGACGGAAGAGCUUAAGGGAGCUCUUCCUGCUUUGUUGCCUGCACCUGUUGAGCCCGUUGAGAAGUACGAUGAUGCUGCUGUCCAUGAGAAACUCGAUAAGCUUGUCAACGAUACUGCAGUCCAUGAGAAGCUCGACACUCUUGUCAAUCUUGCUGGUGAAGCUGGUGCAGCCACGGCUCAGAUGGAACGCUUGGACGAGAUUCAUGCUCAGGUCAAGACCACUGCCGCUGAAGUCUCCGCCUUUGUUGCUUUUCAGCAAAAGCAAAUCACCGAUGGUCAAGAGAGCAAGGAACGUGAGGCUGAGGAGCUUGCUCUUCUUCUUGAGCGUCGUCAGGUUCAGAAGGACAACAUCGAGUCUGACAUUUCUUUGCUCAACGAGGAGAAGGAAAGUCUUCAAGCCAUUGUUGAGGCUCUUCGUGCCGAGAAGGAUGCUCUAGCCGCGCAGAAGGCUCGUCUCACUGGUGAUGUCUCGUCUCUCCACACCGCCUUGGAGAUCAGACGCGAGGAGUUGCAUGUCAUGGACGAGAAGGCCGAUGCCUUGGAACGUCGCAUUCUUGAGGGCCUGAUUGAUCACUCUCGUGCCAUGCUUCUUACACAGAAGACACCUAAGACGUCCCCCAAGAAGAAACCUAUGCGCGAUCUGCGCUUGCCCAGCGAUGCUUCAACCACACAACUUCCUGCUCCUACCACACCCAGCCUUUUGCAGAGCCACGCGUUGGCUAUGAAGACUCGUGGCAUGCCCAAGAAGACUGGUACCACACCCAACACUGGCGAGCGUCGUAUCAUGUCACUCAGCCAGAUCAGCCGUAACCUACCCUCUGGCGCUGCUGCAUAUGCUGCCGCUGCUCCUAGCCUGGUUUCAGCUCAAGGCUCGAUCAACCGCAGUCAAUCUCUCAAGCACAACAAGCUUCGCAAGAUUUCCUGGGGUACCGCUCGUGCUGCAGCCGACAAGGAAAACGAUAUCGAAGAGGUCACUGAGAUUGACAGCAAUUAUGGUGGAUCUCGUCCUGUGAGCAGAGAUUCCGAAUACCGUCCUGAGAGCCGUGAUUACGACUCUCGUCCUGUCAGUCGUGACAGUCUCGACUCUUCGUACUACAACAGCAGCAGACGCAGUGUUAGCUACGCUGGAAGCCAGAGUGCUUGGACUGGAUCCCAGUCUGGCAUGACCGAAGAUGGCCGUCGUACUAGCUUGGGCACGCUGGGAACCUAUGACACUGGAAGCUACUUAACUGGCAGCGAUAUUGACCGUCGCACCAGCAUUGGUAGCACCAUCCGCAGCACUAUGGACCGUUCCGCCAUUCAAGAGGAGGACUACGACAGUGACCUUGAGAGCGAGCGUCACUUUGAGCCUGAAACUCCUGCUUUGCCUGUUGAGGCUGCUGUCACUAAGGACCAUGGAGACUAUGCUCCUCCUAGCGACUCUGGCAUUGGCUCAGACCUUCCCACUGGUGCGCUUCAGGGCCACGGUGACUACUUUGCUGGCGCCGUCGUUCCCACUACUGUGGACGAGGACAAGGCUGCCUGA
Messenger RNA from Aureobasidium musti, 2085 nucleotides. NCBI's taxonomy places the organism in Eukaryota, Fungi, Ascomycota, Dothideomycetes, Dothideales, Saccotheciaceae. The record is from the annotation of a GenBank genome assembly.